AUGAUUGAUAUAGCUGCAAUCAACAGUAUGACUUUAUGGUUAUCUCAAUAUCCAGAAUGGAAUCAAAGAAAAUCUAAUACUCGUCGUAUAUUUUUAUCACAAUUGAGUACAGCUUUGACUGCUCCACAAAAUCAACGUCGUAGUCAAGAAUCUCGACUGAUGCCAAAGGUCAAACUGGCUCUUCUAUCUCUUGGAUAUCAAGUUCCUUUGGGAACCGUAAAAGAUCUUCAUGUGAAUACUCAUACAAAUCGAAUAAAACGAAGAUGUUACUUGUGUCCUGCAAAACCUGGACGAAAAGUUCGACAAAUCUGUGAUAACUUUGGACAAAAUGUUUGUCUUUCGCAUUCCAACAGCAUUACAGUAGUAACUUGUCGAACAUGUGAAAAGAAGAAUUAA
Molecule: messenger RNA, 396 nt
Organism: Rotaria sp. Silwood2
Lineage: Eukaryota; Metazoa; Rotifera; Eurotatoria; Philodinida; Philodinidae
Source: the annotation of a GenBank genome assembly